This is a messenger RNA of Parnassius apollo (apollo), 201 nucleotides long. NCBI's taxonomy places the organism in Eukaryota, Metazoa, Arthropoda, Insecta, Lepidoptera, Papilionidae. The record is from the annotation of a GenBank genome assembly.
AUGGACCAGAUCGAAGCAGCAGCGCGUCUAACGCCAUCCCAAGUACUGCCAUGGCAUCAUCAGCCUCGUUACUUUCACCACUUGCAGCAACGAUACAAAGCGGCACAUUUAAUGCUGGGCCAACUUGAAGACCAUCCACUUCGUUUGUCCCGGUUCGCCAUGCUAGAUUUAAGAGAUAAGCUAAUCUGUGUUACAAUUUAA